AUGGGAGACAUGUUACCCUCCCAUGCAGAUACUGUUCUCAACGGGAUGUUAACCCCGACCGACAUUGGUAUCAAUGUCCUGUCCUUAGUGCCUGCUCCAUCCUAUUUGUCCGAUACCGCCAUGACCACCACACCAACAGAGAUGGACCUGGAUGCGCAGGAGGCUCUCUUCUUCGGACACUUGGGGCCACUACGGAAAACCCCGCCCUCCACCUCCGGGGCUCUGGGAGACCCAGCCUCCCACAACGGGGGAGCCAAGAGGCAGCGCACGGAGACAGAUGCCAAAGGUCAGGGGAAGAGCCACAAAGGCAAAGGACGGGGCAAAGGAAAGGGGAAAGGAGGGCCACAGCUCGGACCCAAGAUGGAGCGAGGGAUGUACCCAGCAGCAGCGAUGUGGGCAUACAGCAGUGGUUCAAGAAGCGGACUGGACACGCCCUGGGGGAGGGAGGAUGCACUGUCCGAGUACAAAGACUCCGAAGCCCCCCAGGACUGGCUCGAGGGCAAGGUCUACAAGCUUACCCAGCUUGUUCUACGCCAAGAACAGACACUUGCAUCUCUCCGCCAGGACAUGGUGAUGCAUCUGUUCAUGAAGAACGGAGAAUCCGGCAUGAUCCCGAUUCUAUGCGAGACAGAGGAAGCACCGUCCAAGCUGAGUUACUCCCUCAAGAUUGCUCUCUUCAAGCAGCUGCUGAUCACGAUGCACGAGCGGUUGGAAGCAGCGAGCCAGAAAGAGGAGGCGCUGACACAUGCCAAAUCGCUUGGAUGGGUCGACUCAGAGGGUCACUGGUUGACCCUGCGCUGGAAUCCAGGCCAACAGGCUCUGGAGGUCGAUUCCACGGUCAGAGGGGUCCCCACCAAGGAUCUGCUGACCCAGCUAGUGCAGAUGAGGCGGGGCUCUACAGAGGAGACGAUCCUACGAUUCCAGUCAAGGCCGAAUGGAUACAGUUUCAACUGGUGGUUUCCCUUCGACCGGACGCAGCGCCGGUGUGGUCGACAUUGCAGAGCUGGAUCGGGAGCGCAGCGUGGCAUGUGCUGGGGUGUCGUCUUCGACGCGGAGAUUUGGAGCUAUCAAUGUACAGACCACUCGCCAUGCUACAUCCACCCAGGCUCCAUCAGCAGGGAUUCCAAGGUUCUUGGGAGGCCAGAUGCAGAACUGACGACGUUAUUCAUGUCACCGACAGAGGCACCACCCUUGCCCCGGUUCAUUUGGGAAGAAGGGGUCAUGCGACGAGACCACAGGUCGUUGCUGGGCUACCAAUGUCUUGUGCAUAUGCCGAUUUUUGAUUCGCCACAUGAGCAUACGGCACACCUUGCACCAUACCAGGUUGUUGCGAUGCAGCUGCAUUACGGUGCUCGACCCACGUCGGGCCACUACAGAACGGCCAUGCUCGGUCAGCCGAAGUUUGGGACAGAAAAAGUGUGGCUUUCAGAUGAUGAGAGUGUGCCACAGCCGAUACUGCGAGAGCACGACAGUGCCAUCUACCUGAUCUGGCUCAUGCAGGCCCCGGCGAACGGUGCAAAUGUGACAUCUGAGGAGUGA
Symbiodinium necroappetens is the source of this 1539-nucleotide messenger RNA. NCBI's taxonomy places the organism in Eukaryota, Dinophyceae, Suessiales, Symbiodiniaceae. The record is from the annotation of a GenBank genome assembly.